AUGAAGAUGUCUUAUUGCCCCUAUAGUCUCCAAUUCUUAAUUUCUUUUGUCAAUAUAUAUAUAUAUAUGAGAAUUUCAUUUGAAUUUGGAUUUUGGAGUUUAUAUGUUCCUCAAUAACAAUUUAAAAAUGUCCCCUAUUUUGAUUAAGAAUUUGACGAUAACUAAUUAAAAGAUGGAUAAUUCUUAUUUCAGUGAAUGACUAUAAUGGUGUUUCAUCGAUAGAAUUUGUUUCGAUGAGCUUAUAACCUGAUCGAGAGAUUCAUAACAUAAUGCUCAAUAGAGACAACAAUAAAAAAUUAGAUUUUAAAUUUACCCCACUAUUUAUGAGAGGAAAUGGGUUUUAAAUGUUUUACAUCUGACUUCUAUAAUAUUUAUAUUUUUUUUGAGAUUACAGAUUAAGUUGAAUAUAGUAAAAAUGCAACAAAUUUCCCAAUUUAUACAUAAAUUUUCUUAGGAGGGAGAGGAAAAGUAAUAGUGCAUUGUAAAUUUUAUAUAGAUUGCUAGAUUAAACCUUAAUAAUUAUAAAGGAAGAUUGUCCAAGAUCUUGAUUGGAAAUGAGGAAUUUUAUUUCUGGAUCCUUACUUCCAUUACAGGAAGAGUAAACUGUCUAUUUUGUCAAAGGAUUAUAAAUAUUCAAUGA
Messenger RNA from Paramecium pentaurelia, 640 nucleotides. The record is from the annotation of a GenBank genome assembly. NCBI's taxonomy places the organism in Eukaryota, Ciliophora, Oligohymenophorea, Peniculida, Parameciidae.